AUGUCUGCUCCAGUCUCAGCCAUGGCCUCCCCAGCCACGGAUGGGCUCUAUCAACCUCAACUGGACGACGGUGAAAUGCCCUUGGAUUUCUUAAAUUUUAUGGGCAUGGAAUACGCGAACGCUUCAGCAGCUUCUCAACUCCCGUCUCAAAUGGACAACUUGUCGUCAUCCUUACCCGAGUCAUCAUCGGGAUCCUCUGCACGAGAUAUGGCCAAAUCCUUAUCUCAAAACGAAGGACAAGUACAACCUGUUGGACCGAGUCAGAUGAUGGGUAUGACGCCUGAAACGUUGAUGGGAUCUCAGCGUGGGAUGGAACUGGGUCUAGCAGCCUUAUGGCAGGCUCAAAAUGGACAGAAUGGGCAGAAUGCCGGCGAGUUCGAUCACAACCAAGCACAAUUGCUUCAACAACAACUCGAACAGAUCCACAUGCAAUCUCCCAUCGUCUUUGAUCCAUCCGCCUCUCAAUCCCCUCUUCAAGCUCUCGCUCAAAUGUUACAUCCGAAUCUACAAAGUGAGCACCCAGAACAUCAAGCGUUCCCAGAUGGUCAGACCUUGGCGGAAAAAUGGGCGGCAUUCAGUGCAGCCCAUGGGGUCUUCACACCGGCGCCAAGUGGCGAGAUGUACCCACAAAACAGAACAGACCUGGUCGCGCCGAUGCAGCUAGACCUGCGGAAUGAUCACCCAGAUCUUGGUGUCGCCCCGCUUCUAUCUCCCGCUCCAUCCCAGAACGGUUCCACCUUCACUUCUCCCGUUGCUGCCAUGCCAUACCAACCUCCCUCUCAUCUUUCACCCCUCGAAGCACUGCAGGAACAACAAAGACAAUUUCAACAUCAACUGGCAGUGCUACAACAUCAACAGCGGCAGCUGGAAGCUACUGCCGCUGCUGUCGCGAUUUCACCGUACAUGCCUGCCUCGUCUGCGGGCCCCUCGCGCCCAGUCACUACUCCGGGGAUAUCAGGGCCCCAUUCGAAUGCCUCGACGAGCUCACCAGGUUACUUUUCUCCUCUGACUUCACCCGCUUUGGAAUCGAGCAAUAGAUCAGGCCAUUUCGCAUCUCAACGAGGUAGACCUCAUCCUCUGUCUGCUCUGUCGAGUCCCGCUUUGAAUCCAGUCGGAUCCUCAGGAGGUGCUCAGCAGACACUCAGUCCGGCGUUCGGACCACAGGCCAACUCCGAUCUUGCUGAUGCCGAUUUAUUGUCGAACCUUCAAGGUUUCAUCGAAGGCCGAGUCAACCAGAAUCCCAGUCAGUUCUCCCUGAAUCAUGGUACCGGUCCGAAUAGACAGUCGCUUCCAGCCAGAUCUCGACCUUCUCCCAUGAUGAAGCCGACCCCUCCCGGUCGGAAACGUGACGGUGCAUUUUCCGUACCGAAUUCUCCAGUGGCGUUCAAGCCCGGCAACAAGCCCAAUGCUCCAUUGACAUCUCUGCCCCCUUCGGCCAUCCAGUCCAUGCAAAUGUCCAAUCCCGGUUCGACGCCAUCAACACCCAGUCCAGUGGAUCUUGCUCAAAUGAUGCCGCCUCCACCUGUCCCGAACGACAAGUCGCUCAAUGUCUCGCCAAUGACCCCAGCAACUUUGAUGAAUAUGGCCCCGAAGAUCAUUCCGCCAAGAGCAGCGGCGGCAGUCGCAGCUGCAGCGAAUACAGCGGCGGUCCGUAAGCCAUCCAAUGCAGCGGCACCACCGGCUAAACGUACAACAAGCCGCCUCGCCCUCAACACCGCGGGCAAGCGAGCAUUGGCGAUGCGUCCGCCUAGUGUCGGUGUAAAAGCAGCUACCAAAGGUGCCGCUGCCGCCGCUGCCACACCGUCUGAAGGAGAAACCCGCAAAUCAUCUCACAAGCUGGCAGAGCAGAGACGGCGAGACAGUCUCAAGUCUGGGUUUGAUGAGUUACGACUCCUGUUACCGCCCAUCAAUACGGAAGCGUUGGAUGCCGAGACUGGAGAGCCGCUACCGGGCAGUUCUGCGCCGAGAUUGUUGCCCAAAUCCACUCUGGUCCCGGACGAUAAUCCGAAUCGUGGGGUUUCCAAAGUCGCCCUUCUCAAAUUCAGCAACGAGUACAUUGUCAGACUCCACGACAAGGUCGAGAAGCGAGAUAGCUAUAUCGACAAGCUUCGGGACGAGAUUCGACGACUUCGACUCGGAUCGAGUGAAGAAGUACGAGGUGAUGAAGGGGAGGAUUUGCUGGAGAUGGAUAUGCUCCAAGGCGAAGAAGACGAUUUGGAUUCUGUCUCUGGUGAUGGAGAUGAUGACGGCGAAGCUCAAAUCAAUGGUCAUCAUGACGAAGACAAAGACGAAGAUAUGGACGAUGAUGAUGAGAUUUUACCCGUCAGUCGGAGGAGAGGCAAGGCGAAUGCUGUCGGAAUCAAACAAUCUCCAGCGCUUCAAGCUGUCAAUCCCGCUCCGAAUAGAAGAGGGAGCCUCAAGUCGGCUCAGAGUGCGAGGUAG
Molecule: messenger RNA, 2442 nt
Organism: Kockovaella imperatae
Lineage: Eukaryota; Fungi; Basidiomycota; Tremellomycetes; Tremellales; Cuniculitremaceae
Exons: 4
Coding region: 1-2442 (813 amino acids)
Biological process (GO): regulation of transcription by RNA polymerase II
Molecular function (GO): DNA-binding transcription factor activity, RNA polymerase II-specific; RNA polymerase II cis-regulatory region sequence-specific DNA binding; protein dimerization activity
Source: RefSeq, a predicted model, not a curated record